UUGUAUCUGAAGAGAGAUGUCAAACUUGAAGGAAUCUUUGGGAUCUUAGGCCCAUCAAAGAUUGAUCAUAUCUACUUCUUUAUAUUAAUCCUCCAUACCCAAUUUAGAGAGAAGGCUGAAGCUAGCUGUUCAAUAAUUGUCAACUUGUGCAAUAUAUGAUGUUUCCUUUACACCAAAGCAAGAAGCUGGUCUUCCAGACUUCAUCUAAUCCUCCCCAAAAGCACACAAUUUCAGAAGAUCGGAUUCUUGGACAUGCCAUUAGCACAGGGAAAAGCCGCCGGCGGAAAUUAGUAGCUGCUUUCAACUAUGACAUGAUUGAUCACAAUUCGAAUGAUCACAACAAGAAGAAGAAGAUGAUGAUGCAUAGGGAAAACGAAAGACAAAGAAGGCAAGAAAUGGGUACCCUACAUGCCUCACUCAGAUCCCUACUUCCUCUUGAAUUUAUCAAGCAGGGAAAGCGUUCGAUAUCUGACCACAUGAACGAGGCUGUGAACUAUAUAAAACACCUUCAGAGUAGGAUCAAGAGAUUAGAUGCCAAGAGAGCUGAAUUGAAGAAAUGUUCCAAUAUAAUGAGCACCACUGGCACUGACCAUGGGGCUACUACUGGAAGCUCAGAUGGGCGUUCGCCAAGCUGUUUGACGGUCCACCCAUGUUGUGGUGGAGUGCAAAUCGUGAUCAGUUCUAGGGGCUUCAGAUCUACAAAAGAUGGCUUAUCCUUAUCCUUCUCUAUCUCAAGGGUUCUGGAAGUGCUGCUUGAACAAGGGCUUGCUGUUGUUAGCUGUGUUUCCUCCAAAGGAAAUGACAGACUUCUUCAUACUAUCCAGUGCGAGGUAAAUGAUCUUGAAAGUAUUGAUCUUUCUGGCCUGGAGCAGAAACUAGCCGAACUAGUGUCUCCAUUUUCAUCCAGAUGUAUAUCCGAGUAAAUUAAUUUUAGUAUAUUCAUUCGCGUGGAGUAUGCUGCCUCGAUCUUAUUUCUCGUUAUUAUAGCUAGUAUUGAACUUGGUUUAAUG
Messenger RNA from Prunus mume (Japanese apricot), 1010 nucleotides. RefSeq names its product transcription factor bHLH36-like. Gene Ontology annotation, cellular component: RNA polymerase II transcription regulator complex. Gene Ontology annotation, molecular function: protein dimerization activity; RNA polymerase II transcription regulatory region sequence-specific DNA binding; DNA-binding transcription factor activity, RNA polymerase II-specific. Lineage: Eukaryota; Viridiplantae; Streptophyta; Magnoliopsida; Rosales; Rosaceae. Gene Ontology annotation, biological process: regulation of transcription by RNA polymerase II. The record is from RefSeq and is a predicted model, not a curated record.